Molecule: messenger RNA, 1308 nt
Organism: Helobdella robusta
Lineage: Eukaryota; Metazoa; Annelida; Clitellata; Rhynchobdellida; Glossiphoniidae
Exons: 7
Coding region: 1-1308 (435 amino acids)
Molecular function (GO): sulfotransferase activity
Source: RefSeq, a predicted model, not a curated record
AUGCAUCGAAUAUAUGUCUACAUUCGGUUGGCUCUCUAUGCUUCUUGGUUGACUAUCAACCUAAUCUUCAAAGUGCUUCAGUGGAUUUUUUGGGAAUGCACUGGAGUUGCGUCAGCUUUGAGGCAAGCUACCAAAAAUCCCUGGAACAAUAAGGCUGUACAGGUACUUAAAAUCAGAAGCAGGUUCAAAUUAUGUGACUACACAUUUCCAGCAUCUUUCUGGGACUUCCUUACCACUCACGAACGUUUUGAACCAUUGGAAUAUGUCCUUCAGGAUCACAUCACGCUCUACGUCGUUAAUCACGAUGAAGCAAUAUUCGUAGAGACCAAACCAGGUGUGAAAGUGUGGGACACUAAAAUCCAUUCCCCGUUUAUGAUGAACGCUCAAUUUAUUAAUGCAGUCAAAAUAUUAAAAAUUUCGACAGUCUGCUUACAUGCUUUGGCCGAAAAAAUUGGUGAUCCCAAAGGGGAAUUAAUUUUAUUGAACAAUUGUUCGAGAUGCGGAUCAACUUUAUUAACUCAAAUGUUCAACUUUACUGAUAAAAUUUUGGCAUUUGGUGAACCAAAUUGCUUAAAUUUUCUUUCAAAAGCCGCUGAUUAUCUUGGCGUAGAAAGUUCCGAAAACUUGGAGUUCGAACGACUGGCGAGGAACACAAUUCGACUUCUGUGCAAACGUACGCAAGCUGGAAAUGAAAUUGCUUACGUCAUCAAAGUCUGCUCUCCAUGCUUAGGAGCUACGCCACUUUUAGUUAAACUCUUUCCCAAUGCAAAGCCUCUCUUCCUCUACCGAGACCCAGUAAAAGUUUCGCAAUCGAUAUACCGUAUGUCAUGUUCUCUCUAUUCAAUUAGGCUGUUUUACGUUUUUGGAAAAGGAUCAGCGUUCAAAUUUAGCAAGAUGAUGGGUUUUGUUGGAUUUCCAGAAUCCUAUUACAAACUUUGCAUGUAUCACGAUCUAACAAUGGGAGUUGGUUUUUGGUACGCUCUAACCCGGCAGUAUCUGAAAUGUGUUGAAGUUGUCAAGAACUUCCCAGCUCUCAGAUAUGAGGAUAUUGUUAAAAACACUGCAAAGUCUCUUGAAAUAAUUUUUAGGCACUGCAAUUUACCGCUGGAACUCAUUCCAAAAGCAUUAGAAGCUCUGGGCUGCGAUUCUCAGAAAGGUACAGCAUUAGCAUCGGAUGUGUUGAACAAAUUUCCUUUGCUGCCGUACGAAGGUGCGGCCAAGUUGGAAUGCGAAAAACUUGCCAAGGACAUGGGAUUUCCCGACCCAUCCAAAACGUACAUAGUUGAAAAUACCAUUACUCACUCUUAA